AUGACAACGUCUAUCGAUACUAUUAGUUUAAAAAAUAAGCUCAAGGAUGCAGUGGAAAUCCCCCUGCUGACGAGAUGCUGCUUCUGUUUUCCUUUACGAAAGGGCUUGAUAGCCUUUGCUUAUGUCAACUUGACUUUAACGGUGAUAGUGACAUGUUUCCUAUCGCUGUACAUAUCAUACAUCCGCAACGCUUCGGAGGUGGAGCAGCUAACGCUAGCGUCAGAGUACGCGAGACUCAUCACAGAUGUAGUAGCCUUGUUGAUAGAGCUCCUCAUGGCGGUCACUUUCAUCAUCGCUUUACACAGGAAACACGUGCUGCUGAUGAAGGUGUACCUGUAUUUUGAGAUCGUGUAUUCAAUAUUCGGCUUCGUGUACAGUAUAGCCUUCCUCACCAAGGAGACGGCCAGCGAACUCUUCCUGGAGCUGUUCCAACUAAUGCUCCAAGUGUACCUGGUGAUCCUAAUCAGGAGUUCAAUAGUGAAGAUGGAGAGAGACGGCUCAGUGAAAUACUCACGGGAAUCAGACCACGCCUAG
Messenger RNA from Spodoptera littoralis (African cotton leafworm), 534 nucleotides. NCBI's taxonomy places the organism in Eukaryota, Metazoa, Arthropoda, Insecta, Lepidoptera, Noctuidae. The record is from the annotation of a GenBank genome assembly.